AUGGCGGAUCCAGAGCUCUUGUCGCUCGUCACGGAGCUGUCCAAACACGCCAACACAUACGUCCCUUCAACCGAACAGGAUGCCGCAUCUUCUGCAAGCAAAGCGGCGUUAAUCAGUCUCACGAAGAGGAUCAUGCACCAAGUCAUGGAUCCAGGGAUGAUGGUUCAAGCCCAUUCGCUUCAGAUGGCGGAACUGGUUUGUAUCCGAACGCUAUUGGACCUGAAAGUGUUCGAGCACUUGCCCACAGAGCAUGGCCAGACAAUCACAGCGAAGGAGCUGAGCGAAAGGUCAGGCGUUCAAGAAGCUUUACUUGAACGACUUCUCCGUCCGCUCGUGGCAUCGAGAUUCAUCACCCAGUCGUACACAGAUGGCUCGUACGGCUCGACAAAGUUCUCGCAAGCUUACACCUCGUUUCCCGGCCUAUUCUUCACCUUGAUGUUCGAUCACUUUCUACAACCCAUGACCGACCUACCAAAAUACCUCAAGAAACAUGGGCCCGUGGAACCAACGUCGUUCUACGUGAAUCCAUACUCCGACUACCACAACGCAAGUGACUCGGGGUUGACGACCUGGGAAAUCAUGUCCAAGGACCCGGCAAAAUUGAAGACGUUUCAGAUCGGCCUAACCACCGGGGACGCCUUGGUCCCUGUGACGGGGUACUACGACUUCGACCAGCUUGCGCUAACCGAGGAAGAACUGGGCCACAAUCCGGAGCGUGUCAGCCUUGUCGACAUCGGUGGUGGAGUGGGAAACACUGUCAAGAGGAUUUUGGACGCCUACAAGAAACUGGAUCCAAAGCACGUGGUGUUACAAGACCAGGAAAAUGUUAUUGACAUGGCGGCGAAGGAGAAGAUUGUCCCGGAGGGAGUCAGACUGAUGAAACACGAUUUUUGGACCCCACAGCCUGUCAAAGGUGCCAAAGCAUACUAUUUCCGCCGCGUGUUCCAUGACUACAGUGACGAGCUGUGCGCCAAAGCGCUACGCCAAAUCAUUCCGGCCAUGGCUCCGGACUCGCGUGUGCUCGUUGCAGACAUGCUCCUGCCCCACAUCAUGACUGAGGCCGAAGCCCAUACCGCCGCCCUCGACGUCGCGUGUAUGGUCAUGGGCGGCAAAGAGAGGACCGCGCAGGAUUUCUACCGCCUAUUCGAUUCCGUUGGGCUUGAGGUCGUCACGAUCCAUCAUGCUCCAGGGGGUGCGGCGGGUGUAGUCGAGGGGAAGUUGAAGACAGAAUAG
This is a messenger RNA of Exophiala dermatitidis NIH/UT8656, 1233 nucleotides long. Its product is annotated as catechol O-methyltransferase. Bases 1 to 1233 code for a protein of 410 amino acids. Gene Ontology annotation, molecular function: O-methyltransferase activity. NCBI's taxonomy places the organism in Eukaryota, Fungi, Ascomycota, Eurotiomycetes, Chaetothyriales, Herpotrichiellaceae. The record is from RefSeq and is a predicted model, not a curated record. The transcript is spliced from 3 exons.